ACCAAUGAUUACCUUGAUAAAGAGUCGGUGCCUCUUUAUGAUAUUACAAUCACGGCUAAAGACUUAGGAAUCCCUCCUCUGUCGUCAACUAAAGUAAUUCAAGUGGAGGUAGUAGAUGUUAAUGAUAAUAGUCCACUAUUCACUGAAAACCCAUAUACAUUUUAUGUAGUUGAAAACAAUAAGCCUGGUAUGCCCAUUUUCUCAGUAAGCGCGUCUGAUGUUGAUGAAGGUGAAAAUGCAGCAAUUUUAUAUUCACUGGACCGUGGGAGCACUGGACAAAGCGUGACAUCCUUCCUAAACAUAAAUGAAGGCAACGGUACCAUUUACGCACUAAAGAGCUUUGACUUUGAAACCCUCAAAACGUUCCAGUUUCACAUCAUUGCCAAAGACUCUGGAACUCCGUCACUAAGCAGCAACGUCACAGUGAACGUGUUCAUUCUGGAUCAGAAUGACAACACUCCAGUGAUAUUGUAUCCAGUCAGCGCUAACGGUUCCACUGAAGGUGUGGAAGAGAUUCCCCGCAAUGUGAACGUAGGCCAUUUGGUGACUAAAGUGAGAGCCUAUGACGCUGAUAUAGGAUAUAACGGCUGGUUAUUAUUUUCACUGCAGGAAGUUACUGACCACAGUCUCUUUGCUUUGGACCGCUAUACAGGACAGAUAAGGACACUUCGGUCAUUCACAGAGACAGACGAGGCUGAGCAUAAACUGGUCAUACUGGUAAAAGACAAUGGGAACGUUUCACUCUCAGCAACAGCUACUGUGAUUCUCAACGUCGUGGAGCCCAAAGAGGCUUUUGCAGCUUCAGAUGUUACAAGUUCAGUAAAAGACGAGGAAGAGAAUUUCGUUACAUUUUAUCUGAUCAUUACUUUGGGGUCAGUUUCAACGCUUUUUCUCAUCAGUAUCAUCGUGUUGAUUUCAAUGCAGUGCUCCAAACCCACAGACUAUUCAUCCAAGUAUUUACAAGAUGUGAAUUACGACGGGACACUGUGCCACAGCAUCCAGUACAGAUCCGGAGACAAACGGUACAUGUUAGUUGGACCCAGAAUGAGUACAGGUUCUACUAUAGUCCCGGGCAGCAAUGGGAAUACCUUAGUGGUCCCCUCAGAACACAGGAAAAGAGCUUCUGCAGAGGUAAGAACUCUCUCUCUAUUAUUUACUGCCUAUUAAGUCGGAUAAACAGAGAUGUUUUGAGUAAAUUUUGUUUUGUCUCCGAAUAAUGUCCAUGGUGCUGAAUUAUCACAAACUCACUGCUAAGCAAGCUAGGCUACUACCUCGAGUUUAUUAUCUGUUAUUUUGCUGUGUACUCCUUCAAGUCACUUUCUUCCUCUACCUCCCAUAUAUAUCUCUCUUCACCUUUAUUCGUUCUUUGAUGGUUAAUUUGGAUUGUAAUUGGUAUAUUUAUUGGGUUUGAUGCAACACGAAUACAACGAUUAUCACUUCCUCUGAGCUUAUGUACAUAGUUUUUGUGGAUACCUGAAUCCCGGACCACAGGUUGUCAGUGUAACACAAGGAGAAUGUCUGGUACUUUUUAAACUAGGCCCCUCUCUGGGCUGUUUUGUUCCACACAUACAGAGAGAGCAGUGCAGACAUCAGAACAAGACGUGCUAUGAUAGUCAGAGAAUAGUUGUAUUACUUAGUUCUGAAACAUUGGAUUUGUCACGGAUUAUUAUGAGUUGUUCUAUUUUUGUCAUUGAGGAUUGUGCUUAAUUUUCUGUCUAAUGAUGGGAGGACAAAGGCGUAGAUGGGAGUACUAGUGUGUUGCUAUGUGUUUCUCUUUGCUGCUGUGCUUCGGGCAGCAGGUUUCAGCACAGAUAAGGUACUCUAUUCCAGAGGAGGUGAAAGAGGGAUCCGUUGUUGGAAAUGUUGUUAAGGAUUUGGGUCUUGACGUUAGUACUUUGGUGGAGAGACGGUUUCGUAUCGUUUAUGGAUCCAAGGACGCUCUUUUCCAUGUAAAUCAGAACAAUGGCGUCUUGUAUGUUCAUAACAAAAAUCGACAGAGAGGAGAUAUGUGAUGGCAAUAGCGCCUGCUUGAUUAACCUGAAAAUGGUUGUUGAAAACCCUCUAGAAAUCCAUUAUGUUGGUGUAGAAAUUACCGAUAUGAAUGAUAAUUCUCCCAGUUUCCCAGAGAUAGCGAAAGGGCUGGACAUUUCGGAGAGCACAGACCCUGGAGCGCAUUUCCAACUGCAAUAUGCGCGUGAUCUUGACUCUGGGAUUAAUUCCAUUCUCUUGUACAAGUUAAGUCAAAACGCUAAUUUUGAAAUGGAAGUUAGAGAUAGAGGAGAUUAAAAGGUACCCUUUUUAGUUUUACAGAAAGCGCUGGAUAGAGAGCAGAAACUUGAGCACAGAUUAUUAUUGACAGCAAUCGAUGGAGGGAAUCCGCCGAGAUCAGCCAAUCUUAAUUUGACGGUCACAGUGCUAGACAUAAACGACAACCGACCUGUAUUUAGUCAGGAGGUAUACACUGUAACGUUGGAGGAAAAUGUAGACUAUUCCUCCAAGUAUUUACAAGAUACGAAUUACGACGGGACACUGUGCCACAGCAUCCAGUACAGAUCCGGAGACAAAAGGUACAUGUUAGUUGGACCCAGAAUGAGUAUAGGUUCUGCUAUAGUCCCGGGCAUCAAUGGGAAUACUCUUGUGGUUCCCUCAGAACAAAGGAGGAGAGCUUCUGGAGAGGUAAGAGCUGUCUCUAAACCUUUACACCACAUAAUAUAUGCAUUACCAUGUUUUGUCCGUGGCUAACGCAAACUCUUUGCAGCAGCGGUUGCUUUCCAUGGAGCUGAACUACCAGCUCACCGAUUAGUUUAGCUGGUGAGAGCAUUAUACUGCUAGGCUAACUACUGUACCUCAGGUUUAUUAUAUGUUCUUCUGCUGUAGUCCUUCAAUUCAGUCUCUAUCUCUUCUACUCACAUCUACUCACCGUCAUCUUGAUAUUACACCUUCUUAUAGCUAAUUUACAGUAGUUGGUGUAUUUGUUUGUUUGGAUGCAAAACGUACAUUGAUAACAACUCUCUCGGAGCCUAUGUAGUUGUUGUGGAUACCAGAAUCCUGGACCACGUGGUGUCAGUGUAACACAAGGAGACUGGUGCUUUGUAGAUUAAGCCCUUCCCAUCUCUGGUCUGUUUUGUUCCACACAUACAGAGAGAGUGGUGCGGACAUCAAAACAAGACGUCCUAAGACAGAGAGAAUAGUCUUCUAUUUUGGUUGCUGAAGCAUUGAACUCAGUAUGGAUAAUUACGAAUUGGCCAUCUGAUCAUUAGGAUUGUAUUUUUUCAUUGAGCAUUGUGUU
Molecule: messenger RNA, 3289 nt
Organism: Coregonus sp. 'balchen'
Lineage: Eukaryota; Metazoa; Chordata; Actinopteri; Salmoniformes; Salmonidae
Source: the annotation of a GenBank genome assembly